Messenger RNA from Austrofundulus limnaeus, 1748 nucleotides. RefSeq names its product lysosomal protein transmembrane 4 beta (gene laptm4b). The record is from RefSeq and is a predicted model, not a curated record. Lineage: Eukaryota; Metazoa; Chordata; Actinopteri; Cyprinodontiformes; Rivulidae. Gene Ontology annotation, cellular component: lysosomal membrane.
AUAUCUGCAUAGCGACRGCAAUAUCGUUGCUCAUGAUUCUUAUAUGUGGCAUGGCGACUUAUGGUGCUUACAAGCAACACGCCGCUUGGAUCAUUCCAUUCUUCUGCUACCAAAUCUUUGACUUUGCCCUGAACACCCUGGUAGCCAUCAGCGUGGUGGUUUAUCCCAACACGGUGCAGGACUACAUCCAGCAGCUGCCGGGGACAUUCCCGUACAAAGAGGACAUCAUGUCCACCAACAACAUGUGCCUAGUCUUCGCAGUCCUGCUCUUCAUUGGCUGCAUCCUCUCCUUUAAGGCCUACCUGAUCGGCUGYGUGUGGAACUGCUACAGAUACGUGAGCGGCAGAGGCACCACGGAAGUUCUGGUUUAUGUCACCACAAACGACACCACGGUUCUGCUGCCACCAUACGAGGAAGCCAUCGCCAUCCCACCGAAGGAGACCCCUCCUCAGUACACGGAGGCAUGACGUCCACAGUGAUGGAUUAGUUACAAACACCGGCUGCGGACAGAACAAUCUUUUAGACGCUGGUUUCAGCUUCCUGCCUACGUUAUAUUAGAUUAAGUUGACCCUGAAGCAGCAACCACGGUUGUUGUGACGUCGUCGUCCCCCUCCUCGUCUCCUCUGUCCUCUUCCAAGGACAGUAUCCACCCCCCUCCCUCCAGGCAGCUGCUGUUUGCCCUCCCUGAUAGCUCUGACCCAGUUCAAUGUGAACUUUUUUUGUUUGUUUUUAAUUAAAAGUGCAACCCCUUUUCCCCUUCCUCUACUACUGUGAAUAACCUUGGUGGUCUUUUUAUCYAGGCACAAACUACCUAAAGGUGAAYAAAAGAAGGGAGAAGGGAAAAGCAACAAAUGUUAUCAAGUACAAUAGCACUUUAAAAGAAGGAAAAAGGCUAAUUUUCUGCGCUGAAUGUAACAUCAGGGUAUUUUUUUCUAUUAACUUUUGUAAAAACUAAAGGAGAAAACCAUGAAGGGAGAAACUGUUCGUCGUGAGGAUAAACUUGUGUCUCACCUUUUAAGUUUGUUUGAACUUGUUCUUUUUAGCCACGAUAUUCCAGUUUUACUUUUCCUAAAACUCUUAAGUUUAUGUAAYCAUCCAGUAUCACUAUUUACGCACCAACAGUACAGAUAUAAAGUGUAAAAGUGGUGAAACUGUUCCUGUCGACCUGCAGCUGCAUCGACUGUCUUUGUUGUUUUGAUGCUCAUGUUUUGUAGGGAAGCUUAGCUGGACUGAGGGCCKUUUCCCAUAAAGACUGCGUGACGUGCUGCUGUGGAAACAUCUUUAUGUUCUCGUUUUGCCUCUGGCGUGCACCGAGAUUUGUUUGGUCUUUAAUAUUUGUUACAAACUCAUGUUUUGUUUUUUUUAAACAUUGAUUUGACUCCACAGUUGCACAAAAUCAAUAGUUAAAAUGCUUACACUUCGCCUGGACUGUUGUGACACAUAAAUGAAAUAGUAAAAAGAAYAGUACUUAUUCCAGUAAUCUGGCAGCAUUGUUUUUUCAGACUAUGCAAUCAGUUCAUAAAUCCUGAUUAACCUUAGUUUUUAUUCCAUUUGAUUCUUGUGUUCUUGUCUCCCCUGAGCUUGAUCAUCAUAAAUCAGUGUUUGCUGUGUGUGAAAGCUGCAGAGCUGAAAGAUUUUGAAGGUUUACUCUGAAGCCGGACCGGUUCUGAAGUUGAUGUAUCGUCUGUUCUGUUGGUUCUGCAUGAGCUCCUGUGCUCUUAUGUAUAAUAAAGAACAAGCCUACUCAA